This is a messenger RNA of Polypterus senegalus (gray bichir), 6702 nucleotides long. Its product is annotated as sodium channel protein type 8 subunit alpha. The coding region runs from base 189 to 6128 and encodes 1979 amino acids. The record is from RefSeq and is a predicted model, not a curated record. Gene Ontology annotation, biological process: neuronal action potential; membrane depolarization during action potential; sodium ion transmembrane transport. Gene Ontology annotation, cellular component: voltage-gated sodium channel complex; axon; plasma membrane. The transcript is spliced from 27 exons. NCBI's taxonomy places the organism in Eukaryota, Metazoa, Chordata, Cladistia, Polypteriformes, Polypteridae. Gene Ontology annotation, molecular function: protein binding; voltage-gated sodium channel activity.
CAGGGUAACCGCACGGAUUGGGAAGCUGAGGAAGCAGCACCAAUAUGGCGACAACCGCAGUUUCUCCUGCAGCUUUUGAACAUCUGCAGUCCAGUUACGCCUUUCGGGAUUUGUGUUAACGCUUAAAAAAGCUGGCUAUCCUGGGUGCUGCAUAAUUAAAAAAAAAAAGCUUGCUGCAGGAUGAAAAGAUGGCUGCGCCUCUUAUUGCACCACCAGGACCUGAUAGUUUCAAACUUUUCACACGUGAGUCAUUGGCUGCCAUCGAGAAACGCAUUAGUGAAGAGAAAGCCAAGAAGCCACCAAAGCCCGACAGCAGUCAUCGAGAUGACGACGACGAUAACAAGCCCCAUCCCAAUAGUGAUCUGGAAGCAGGCAAGAGCCUGCCUUUUAUCUAUGGCGACAUUCCCUCGGGCAUGGUUGCCGUACCAUUGGAGGACUUGGACCCUUAUUAUUUGAAUGAGAAAACGUUUAUAGUCCUCAAUAAAGGGAAAACAAUCUUCCGUUUUAGUGCCACGCCUGCCUUGUACUGCAUAAGUCCUUUUAAUUUACUUAGGCAAAUAGCUAUUAAAAUUUUGAUACAUUCAGUAUUCAGCAUGAUCAUUAUGUGCACUAUUUUGACAAACUGUGUUUUCAUGACUUUUAGUAAUCCCCCUGAAUGGUCAAAACAAGUAGAGUAUACUUUCACUGGUAUUUAUACAUUUGAGUCAAUUGUAAAAAUUCUUGCUAGAGGAUUCUGUAUAGAUGACUUUACGUUUCUUAGAGAUCCAUGGAACUGGCUUGAUUUUAGUGUAAUUUCAAUGGCGUAUAUUACAGAGUUUGUAAACCUAGGCAAUGUUUCAGCUCUCCGCACAUUCAGAGUAUUGAGGGCUUUGAAAACUAUUUCAGUAAUCCCAGGCCUGAAGACCAUUGUUGGAGCUCUCAUUCAGUCUGUGAAAAAACUGUCAGAUGUCAUGAUUCUGACAGUAUUUUGUCUCAGUGUGUUUGCUCUGAUUGGACUGCAGUUGUUUAUGGGAAAUCUACGGCAAAAAUGUGUCAUCUGGCCAAUCAACUCCACCGAGGUGUACUUAGGAAAUGGAAGCAAAGGUUUUGACUGGGACGAAUACAUCUUGAAUGAAACAAACUUUUAUUUUUUACCUGGAGCCCUUGAUGCCCUUUUAUGUGGAAACAGUUCAGAUUCUGGACGUUGUCCAGAGGGGUAUGUCUGUAUGAAGGCAGGAAGAAACCCCAAUUAUGGUUAUACCAGCUUUGACACUUUUGGUUGGGCAUUCCUUGCUUUGUUCCGACUAAUGACUCAGGACUUUUGGGAAAACUUGUACCAGUUGACCCUAAGAGCUGCAGGCAAAACCUACAUGAUCUUUUUUGUGCUAGUCAUCUUUGUGGGAUCUUUUUACCUGGUUAACUUGAUCUUAGCUGUGGUGGCUAUGGCCUAUGAAGAGCAGAAUCAGGCAACGCUGGAGGAGGCAGAGCAGAAGGAGGCUGAGUUCAAGGCCAUGCUUGAACAGCUGAAGAAACAGCAAGAGGAAGCACAGGCAGCAGCAAUGGCUACAUCAGCUGGUACAGUCUCAGAAGAUGCAGUAGAAGAUGAUGGUGGAGGAAGAAUGUCCCGUAGUUCAUCUGAGAUCUCAAAACUGAGUUCCAAGAGUGCCAAAGAGCGACGCAACCGCAAAAAAAAGUGGCGACAGAAAGAACAGUCCCGGGGUGAAGAAAAGGGGGACAGUGAGAAGUUUGUCAAGUCAGAGUCUGAUGAUGGUAUUAAAAGAAAGUUCCGCUUCCCAGGGGACAACCGACGUCUUUCCAUCAUGAAUCAGUCUCUUCUCAGCAUUCCUGGAUCUCCAUUUCUGUCCCGGCACAACAGUCGCAGUAGUAUCUUCAGCUUCAAGGGACGGUCAAAGGAUGCUGGAUCAGAGAAUGAAUUUGCAGAUGAUGAGCACAGCACUGUGGAGGAGAGCGAGGGUCGUCGCGACUCUUUGUUCAUUCCAGUCCGUCGCAAUAGCUACAGUGGCAACAGCCAGGGCAGCCGCUCAUCACGCAUCAUCCCUGUCCUUCCCCACAAUGUCAAGAGGAACAGCACAGUUGACUGCAAUGGUGUGGUCUCCUUAAUCGGCGGGCCUGCUCCAUCUCUGCCUGGUGGACGACUUCUGCCUGAGGUGAUAAUAGAUAAGGCAGCUACUGAUGACAGUCCCACUACUGAAGUGGAAGGCAAAAAGAAGCACUCUGGUUCUCUCAUGGUGUCUGUUGAUCAGCUCAAUACCUCAUUUGGAAGGAAGGACCGAGCCAACAGUGUUCUCAGUGUGCUUACCAACACCCUUGUGGAGGAGCUGGAGGAGUCUCAACGCAAGUGCCCACCCUGUUGGUAUAAGUUCGCGAACACCUUUCUUAUAUGGGAAUGUUGUCCUCUAUGGAUCAAGAUUAAGGAGAUAACAAACCUGAUUGUAAUGGAUCCCUUUGUUGAUUUAGCUAUUACCAUUUGCAUUGUGCUGAACACAUUAUUCAUGGCUAUGGAGCAUUAUCCCAUGACCCCUCAAUUCGAACAUGUCCUCAGCGUUGGAAAUCUGGUGUUCACUGGCAUCUUCACAGCUGAAAUGUUGGCUAAGCUCAUAGCUAUGGACCCUUAUUAUUAUUUCCAAGAAGGAUGGAAUAUUUUUGACGGCUUCAUUGUCAGCCUCAGUUUAAUGGAGCUUGGUCUGGCCAAUGUGGAAGGUCUUUCUGUCUUGAGGUCUUUCCGACUGCUGAGGGUUUUUAAACUGGCGAAAUCAUGGCCUACACUGAACAUGCUGAUCAAGAUCAUCGGGAACUCUGUAGGUGCUUUGGGAAACCUGACUCUGGUGCUGGCUAUUAUUGUGUUUAUUUUUGCUGUUGUGGGCAUGCAGCUUUUUGGAAAAAGUUACAAAGACUGUGUGUGCAAGAUUGCGCAAACCUGUGAACUUCCCCGCUGGCACAUGAAUGACUUUUUUCAUUCUUUCCUGAUUGUUUUCCGUGUUCUCUGUGGAGAGUGGAUUGAAACCAUGUGGGACUGCAUGGAAGUGGCUGGGCAGACAAUGUGUCUAAUUGUCUUCAUGAUGGUCAUGGUCAUCGGGAACUUGGUGGUGCUGAAUUUGUUCUUAGCCUUGCUGCUGAGCUCGUUCAGUGCAGACAACCUGGCAGCAACUGAUGAUGAUGGUGAAAUGAACAACUUGCAGAUAUCAGUCAUUCGAAUCAAAAAGGGUAUUGCAUGGUUCAAAGCCAAGGUGCGCAAAUUUAUGGCAGCCCACUUCAAAAAGAAAGUCACAGAUGAAGUGAAACCUCUGGAUGAUAUGUAUGACAAGAAGGUUAACUGUAUUGCAAAUCACACAGCAGCAGAUAUUAACAGAGAUAUGGACUUUCAGAAGAACGGAAAUGGCACAACAAGUGGCAUUGGCAGCAGUGUGGAAAAGUACAUUAUGGAUGAAGAACGCAUGUCCUUUAUCCACAACCCAAACCUGACAGUACGAGUGCCUAUUGCUGUUGGCGAGUCAGACUUUGAAAAUCUCAACACAGAGGAUUUCAGCAGUGAAUCGGACAUUGAGGGCAGCAAAGAGAUGGAUGACACCAGCUCUUCUGAAGGGAGUACAAUUGAUAUUAAGCCAGAUGCAGAAGAAGUUGUUGUGGAGCAACCAGAAGAGUAUGUGGAUCCAGAUGCUUGCUUUACUGAUGCUUGUGUGGCAAGUUGUAAGGUGUGUCAAGUCAGCAUUGUGGAAGGCUGGGGAAAGUACUGGUGGUUUCUGCGAAAGACUUGCUACUUGAUUGUGGAGCACAACUGGUUUGAGACCUUUAUCAUCUUCAUGAUCCUCCUCAGCAGUGGUGCACUGGCUUUUGAAGACAUUUAUAUUGAGCAGCGCAAGAUGAUUCGCACCAUUUUGGAGUAUGCAGACAAGGUUUUCACUUAUAUCUUCAUUCUGGAGAUGUUGCUUAAGUGGGUGGCCUAUGGCUUUGUGAAGUAUUUCACCAACGCAUGGUGCUGGCUUGACUUCUUCAUUGUUGAUGUCUCUAUAGUCAGCCUUAUAGCUAAUGCCCUGGGCUACUCGGAUCUAGGUCCUAUUAAGUCACUUAGGACUCUAAGAGCUUUGAGACCCCUAAGAGCCUUGUCACGUUUUGAAGGGAUGAGGGUUGUAGUCAAUGCCUUAGUGGGAGCCAUUCCUUCCAUUAUGAAUGUACUUCUGGUCUGCCUUAUCUUCUGGCUGAUUUUCAGUAUUAUGGGAGUCAACCUGUUUGCGGGCAAAUAUGGUUACUGCUUCAAUGAGACAGAAGAAGCAUAUUUUAAAACUCAUAUCGUAAACAACAAAUCAGAGUGUGAAGACUUAAUCGCAGAGAACAACACAGAUGUGCGGUGGAAAAGUGUGAAAAUCAACUUUGAUAAUGUGGGUGCAGGAUACCUGGCUCUACUCCAAGUGGCUACCUUUAAAGGCUGGAUGGACAUCAUGUAUGCUGCAGUGGAUUCAAGAAGGGUGGAAGAACAACCCAUAUAUGAAGACAAUAUCUACAUGUACAUCUACUUUGUCAUCUUUAUCAUCUUUGGAUCCUUCUUCACUCUAAAUCUUUUCAUUGGUGUAAUCAUUGACAAUUUCAACCAGCAGAAGAAAAAGUUUGGAGGUCAAGAUAUCUUCAUGACAGAAGAGCAAAAGAAGUAUUACAAUGCCAUGAAAAAACUGGGUUCUAAGAAGCCCCAGAAGCCUAUUCCUCGGCCAUUGAACAAAGUCCAAGGAAUGGUUUUUGACUUUGUCACCCAGCAAGCUUUUGACAUUUCCAUCAUGAUACUCAUCUGUUUGAACAUGGUGACAAUGAUGGUAGAAACAGAUGACCAGAGCGAUCAAAUGGAAAAAGUCUUGUACUGGAUUAAUUUUAUUUUCAUUAUUGCCUUCACCACAGAAUUUGUCUUGAAACUGUUUGCCCUUCGUCAUUAUUACUUCACCAUUGGCUGGAACAUUUUUGAUGUUGUGGUUGUCAUCUUAUCUAUUGUAGGAAUGUUCCUGGCGGACCUUAUCGAGAAGUAUUUUGUGUCUCCAACGCUGUUUCGAGUAAUCCGACUGGCUCGCAUUGGCCGCAUCCUUCGUCUCAUCAAAGGAGCCAAGGGAAUCCGAACCUUGUUGUUUGCUCUCAUGAUGUCCUUACCUGCCUUGUUCAACAUUGGUCUUUUGCUCUUCUUGGUCAUGUUUAUCUUUUCUAUAUUUGGAAUGUCUAACUUUGCCUACGUGAAAAAGGAAGCUGGAAUUGAUGACAUGUUUAACUUUGAAACGUUUGGCAACAGUAUGAUCUGCCUCUUUCAGAUCACCACUUCAGCUGGCUGGGAUGGCCUGUUGCUACCCAUCCUAAAUCGACCACCCGAUUGCAGCCUGGAUAAAGAGCACCCCGGCAGCCAGGUCAAGGGUGACUGUGGCAACCCUUCAGUCGGAAUCUUUUUCUUUGUCAGCUACAUCAUUAUCUCCUUUCUGAUUGUGGUUAACAUGUACAUUGCCAUCAUCUUGGAGAAUUUCAGUGUAGCAACUGAAGAGAGUGCGGAGCCGCUCAGUGAGGAUGACUUUGAGACCUUUUAUGAGAUCUGGGAGAAGUUUGACCCAGAUGCCACUCAAUUCAUCGAAUACGCCAAACUGUCCAACUUCGCCGAUGCCCUGGAGCACCCGCUGCGUGUCCCCAAACCAAACACCAUUGAACUUAUUGCCAUGGACUUGCCCAUGGUCAGUGGGGAUCGCAUCCACUGCUUGGACAUCUUGUUUGCAUUUACCAAGCGUGUGUUGGGGGACAGUGGGGAGUUAGACAUCCUGCGUCAGCAGAUGGAGGAACGCUUUGUUGCCUCCAACCCAUCCAAAGUGUCCUAUGAGCCCAUCACGACCACUCUGAGACGCAAGCAAGAGGAGGUUUCUGCAAUCUUCAUCCAGCGUGCUUACAGGCGACAUUUAGCGAAAAGGGGAUUUGUGUGCAAAAAAGGGCAGGGUACCAAACUAGAAAACGGAGGUGCCAACCAAGAGAGGAAAGAGGGCACCCCCUCAACAGCAUCCCUCCCUUCUUAUGACAGUGUCACAAAACCCGACAAGGAAAAACAAUAUGACAAUGAAGGGAAAGGCAAAAAAGAAAAAGGCAAAAACCAAAAAGAUGUCAGGGAAUCUAAGUGUUAGAGUAUACAAAAAACCAGAUUAUUUCAUUUUGCAAGUAAAGAAUAUAUAUUGUUUACAGACUUCACAAAUGUAUUAAUUGCAGAACAGCAACCCAGUUUCUACAGCUAUGAAGACACUUAAAUUGAUUUAAACCAAACAUAAUCAGCUUUGUGUGUGACAAAACAAAAAGAAAUGGAAAAGGAACCCAUGCCGCCUGUCUGGGAACUUCUCUGGGAAAACCCUCCAUUGCAGAGUGAUAAGCAGACGGAUUGAACAACACAAGGGUGGGUGGAUGUGCCACAUCAGCAAACACACAUGUGGAUGAACCCAAAGGCUGCUGGGGAAAUGCCGUACCUUUCCAAAGUGGUCAGAAGGAUUUUAUUUUCUCACUUUCUUUAGUAAUUGAGAAAACAAAAUGAAACAGAGUGAAACAAGGAACAAUAUGCAGAACAAGAAGAAAAAAGGGUUUGUUUGUUCAUGCAGAUUAUACUUGCAUCUUUACAUUUUUUGAGCGGCAAAAAAACCAUUUAACAUUUAGCCCAUGUCACUUAAUUCAACUCAUGUUUUCUUUGUUAUAUCUGCAUAAAAAAAAAAA